Messenger RNA from Suillus discolor, 1757 nucleotides. RefSeq names its product P-loop containing nucleoside triphosphate hydrolase protein. The transcript is spliced from 7 exons. Lineage: Eukaryota; Fungi; Basidiomycota; Agaricomycetes; Boletales; Suillaceae. Bases 289 to 1656 code for a protein of 455 amino acids. The record is from RefSeq and is a predicted model, not a curated record. Gene Ontology annotation, biological process: translation. Gene Ontology annotation, molecular function: GTP binding; GTPase activity.
ACCUCAAAGAAGGCUGGUAUAGGUGCGAAGAAGUCGGGAACGAUGACUCCUCACGGUACAGGGGGUUUGGAUGCUCGACUAUUCGACAUGGCCGCGUUGAAUUUGGUAUCAAAGGGAGAAGAGCCGAUCAAUGAACCUCCUCCGAAAAUUGCACUGGAGCGUGGAAAGCUGUUGCAGGAAGUUCGGAAAGUCCUUGAAAGGCAAGGAGGUGACAAAAAGGCUGUUAGCUUGGUCGUGAUUGGUACUAAGUCUUGCUGGCAUUUUCAAGUGAUUUUUUGUUGAUGCUGAAUGACAGGACAUGUCGAUGCUGGAAAGUCGACGCUCAUGGGCCGUUUGCUCUAUGAACUGGGGAGAGUUGACGAAAAGACCCGUGUUGCUAAUGAGAGAGGCAGCAGUAAAGCUGGAAAGAGCAGCUUCAGCUGGGCAUGGGAGUUAGACGGAACCAUCGAAGAACGAGAGAGAGGAAUCACGAUGGACAUUGCUUUACAAUCUUUGUCGACCCCUCAACGACAAGUCACCAUUCUAGAUGCCCCUGGACACAAGGACUUCAUCCCAAACAUGAUUUCUGGAGCUGCACAAGCUGAUUGCGCGCUACUUGUAGUUGAUGCUAUCACUGGAGAGUUCGAGGCAGGUUUCGACCGCGGUGGUCAGACUCGUGAACAUCUGCUGCUAGUUCGGAGCCUCGGUGUAUCUCAAGUUAUUGUGGCAGUCAACAAAUUAGAUCAGGUUAGUUUAGGGUCUCAUGAUUCUGCGUCUUUAUCAUUGCCGACAUGGUUGCAGGUCAAUUGGGAUCCGAGUCGAUUUGAAGAAAUAUGUGGGUUGUUACGUGCCUUCCUUGUCCAGUCUGGGUUUCCCUCUUCGAAAACAAGCUUUGUCCCAGUAAGUGCCAUGCUCGGCGUUAACCUUGUCAACAAUGCCGAUGCUUCGGUACUGUCUAAAUGGUACAAAGGCCCUACACUGGUUGACUUGCUUGAUAAACUGGAGCCCCCCACUCGAGAAAUUGCAUCCCCAUUAAGAUUGCCGAUAUCCAAUGUCUUCAAGGGACAAAAUUCCGGAACGGGUGUAACUGGUCGUAUAUGCGGUGGCGUUGUGCAAGUCGGAGAACGCCUUCGAGUACUUCCGGGAGAUGAAUCUGCGAUAGUUCGACUUAUCGACGUGGAGGAACAGAGCGUGCCUUGGGCAGCAGCUGGAACCAAUGCAACUCUGUACCUGACCUCCAUCGACCCUAUCCAUCUGAGCAUCGGAAGCGUCCUUUGCCCGCCAUCAGAUAUUGUGCCAUUGGCUACAGUCUUCACAGCUCGAAUCAUAGUAUUCGACAUCCAGCUCCCAAUCACUACUGGUACAUCAAUCGAGCUGUUCCAUCACUCACGAGAUGUACCUGCCACGAUAUCAAAGUUGAUCGCUACCUUGGACAGAGCUUCUGGGGUAGUGACGAAGAAGAAUCCUCGGGUCCUGUCCAGGGGUACUUCUGCUGAGGUGGAGAUUAGCCUGCGUGUCGCGACCUUAUCAGGUCCUACACUCAGUACUCGCCCUAUCCCACUGGAGCCAUUCUCUGUGAAUAAAGAUAUGGGAAGAAUUCUCGUUCGACGAGGAGGUGAGACGAUAAGCGUAUUGUUCUGGACGUUAUCUCUUGAAUUUAAGACAGUAUCACAAUAGAAAUGCAUAUAUAACACCAAUACUAUGUACAACAGCCACAUGAGCCCUACAGAAUUCUCAUUAAUACAAGGAAAGAGGUAUCGUUUGCGCAAUGCUGAAAG